Molecule: messenger RNA, 1893 nt
Organism: Trypanosoma theileri
Lineage: Eukaryota; Euglenozoa; Kinetoplastea; Trypanosomatida; Trypanosomatidae
Exons: 1
Coding region: 1-1893 (630 amino acids)
Source: RefSeq, a predicted model, not a curated record
AUGGAUCGUUCACCGUCUUCGAAAAGUUUUACGGAGUUACCGAAGGACCUCAAUUCCGUUUCGGGCAGCAGUAAUCUGAAGGAUGAGAUGAACCACGGCAAAAUGCCAACAGAGAGAAGGGUAUUAUUUGUUAAGGAUAAGAUAAAAACCACAGAUAUUCAACAAGAAAAAGAAAAGGAAGAACAAGGACGGGGUUUUGGUUCCCCAUCUAAGGCUGUAGAAUCACUGGAACAACACUACACUAGAGCUGUACAGCAACUUGAGUCAUUAAAAGAAAUGUACGAUCGUCUGGAUACACAUAAUGAUGAUUUGGAAGAUAAUUUCAUGCUACUACGCACACGUCUGGAUGCCCUUCGUGCAGUACUUGUGAACCGUCUUAGCAGAGCUGCGAGAGAAUUACGUAGUGAAGUACAUUUACUGCGAGAAACGGUGUCUUUUCUCAUGCAGGACUUUGCAAGUGAUAUGCAAUGGUAUCAACAACAAAUUCUAAACCGUCUGCAGUUCACAACACCUACGGAGAAAAAAAAUAAGUCAUCACUGUUAUUGCCCUUUGCGACAUUCCAGCCUACACAUACACCCACUGGGUCAGCUAUUGGGAUAACGGCUAAUAAGGAAGAUACGUCCAACAGUUGGGAUUCACCAAUGCGGUGGCGUGAAGAAAUUGUGCAUAAUUCUCAACAACUCGCAUUACAAGCUCCUCCAACAACAAAUUCAGGAAAGGGAGGAGUUCAACAAAGUGAUACGACGGGAUUUCAGGAGGCUCUUGAGCAGUCAAAGAAGCAACAAGCAGAGCUUGAACAAAAACUAGCUCAACAACGUAAGAGUCAUGAGGAACAUAUGCGUAGUAUGAAGGCACUAUAUGCACAGAAGGAAUCUACGCUAGAACAUCGUGUGAAAUUACUUGAACACUUUCUGAAACGUGAAGGCAAGAACGCACACCUUCUCCUUGAUGAUAGUAUGAACUCACGGACAUCAUCCGAACACCGCAAAAACAGUGGCAGUAGUAGUAGCAGUAGCAGUAGUAGUACUAGCAGUGAAAGCGAUAGCAGCAGUAGUAGUACCACCAAAAAGAAAAGUAAAAAAAGAACGAAGGGAGGGAAAAAGAAGGAUGCCGUUAGUGCGUGGUCGAGCGCAAGUGAUGCUCUCAAGCGAUCUAAACAUAAAUCACGUGCCUCUGAUCAUCCUGCUGGCCACAGCAAGACCAAAAGAAAAGAAUUGGAAAAACGGGAAAAGGAAAUGAUGCGACGUUACAAGGACGACGUCUCUUCACACGAUGAAGAGAGUAGCAGUGAACACUCAAGUGAUACUGCAAGAGGGGAGCGCUCCUAUCGUCGUCCUCACAGUCGAAGUCGUCGUCGUCGUCGUCGUCAUGAUGAAAAUCAUCGAGAAGAAGACUUCUCACCUUCUGAUAUGUGGAAUGAUGACCCGUUGAAACAGUCAACACGAUAUCGAGAUGUGGAACGCCGUGUACGGGCGCAAAUAGUACACGGCAAUCAAAGAAGUAAAAGAAGAAAUGGAUCGCCGCAAACGGAGUAUCGCCUUCGUCCUAAUCCCUCAACAAAACGUGAGGAGAAGGAGUUGGCAGUGGCCGCCUCUCGUCUUUUAAACGCCGUCAGUGGGGCAUAUCAAACAGAGUCCAUGCGGCAAAGACUGAAGGAGGAACAACAACAACAACAAGAGCGGUAUGGUCGUUACCACGCAGAUGAGGAAGAUGUGUCGAAUAGACUUUAUUAUCUGCGGCGAACACCACCGCAGCGUCCAGUGACGAUUACGUAUCUCGCGCCUGUGCCGAAGAGCGGCGCGGUGCCCCGACCGGAUGCCUUGUCGGAUGUAUCGACGGUGGCCCGUGGUUUGUGGGCGGAGAAGUUGUUGCUGCAGCGAUCUGGACGAUAG